AUGGUGACGACAAUUAACAUCAAUCUCUUUCUUGCAGAAGUACCUCGUUUCGAAGACAGCCUCAACAAUUUGACAGUAUCUUUAGGGCGAGAAGCAGUCUUUACUUGUGUUGUAAAUGACCUUGGCUCCUACAGAGUGGCGUGGUUACGCGUGGACACGCAGACGAUCUUGACAAUCGCCACUCAUGUUAUCACGAAGAACCAUCGGAUUGCGGUAAACCACAGCGACAGGAGGGUGUGGUUCCUGCAUAUACAUGAUGUCCGACAGUCCGACAGAGGCUGGUACAUGUGUCAACUCAAUACAGACCCGAUGAAAAGCCAGACAGCGUAUUUAGAUGUCGUCGUUCCGCCAGAUAUCCUGGACUACCCCACGAGCAGUGACCAGGUGGCGAGGGAAGGUGCCAACGUCACCCUGCGAUGCGCCGCACAUGGCGUACCUACCCCCCAGGUGGUGUGGAGGAAGGAGGCCGGCGAUCUACUUCCUACUUCGAACUUUAGCGAUGCGCAAAACACUUCUGUCAGCGGCGCAGUGUUGCACCUAGUCAAAGUGUCACGGCUGCACAUGGGCGCUUACCUCUGCAUCGCUAGCAACGGGGUGCCGCCCUCCGUUAGCAAACGAGUCAUGCUCGUCGUGCAUUUUCCGCCAAUAAUGACAAUACAAAACCAAUUAGUUGGGGCCAAGGAGAGCGAUACUGUAUAUUUAGACUGCCAUUCCGAAGCAUUCCCGAGGUCCAUAAACUAUUGGACGAUAAACGAUCAAAUAAUAUCGCAGACUGACAAAAGGUUUGAGAUUACAGCCGUAGAGAGAGGAUACGAAGUGGAUAUGAAAUUAAAGAUAAAGAAAGUCGGUAGAAGUACUUUUGGGACGUAUAGCUGUAUUUCGAAAAACUCUCUCGGGGACACUGAUGGCACUAUCAAGUUAUAUUCUCUCUCAGGAAAAUUUGAAGAGAUGCAGUAUAAUGACGUAGAUUUCGAGGAAACUCCGGAUGUGAGUGAAUUAGAAGCGCUGAAACGAAGUAAUGGAAUUAGAAAUAAGGUUCAUGUGCUAUUAUUAAUAGUCCUUUUGGCCAUAUCAUAA
Leptosia nina is the source of this 1077-nucleotide messenger RNA. The record is from the annotation of a GenBank genome assembly. Lineage: Eukaryota; Metazoa; Arthropoda; Insecta; Lepidoptera; Pieridae.